Molecule: messenger RNA, 2823 nt
Organism: Paramisgurnus dabryanus
Lineage: Eukaryota; Metazoa; Chordata; Actinopteri; Cypriniformes; Cobitidae
Gene: arhgap20
Product: Rho GTPase activating protein 20
Biological process (GO): signal transduction; regulation of Rho protein signal transduction
Molecular function (GO): GTPase activator activity
Source: RefSeq, a predicted model, not a curated record
AUGGAAGCAUUGAUCUGAUCAGCUCAUGUUUUUUGCAAAGUUUGUGACUAUGGGAUCAUUACAAGAGCUUGGAUGGCAGAAGAGAGUCAGAACUAAAAGUUGUGGGGAUUUUAACUUUUCCAAUUCGAUCUCUCAGCGCAGACAGUCUGCCCCAUCUCUUACUCUGAGCAAAGCCCUUACAAAGUCGAAACCUGUCUACAGGGAUUGUGUAUCUCAGAUCAGCCAGGACCCUUACAAUCUGAUCCAGUCUCUACUCAGCCCUUCUAGGAAACUCAUUUCUCAAGGGAAUGUCCUGCUGCAGACUGGUGUUCAGACCCAGGAGAGAUACCUUUUGCUUUUCACAGAUCUCCUCAUCAUCACAAAGGCAAAAUCUGUUAUGCAGGUGAAGCAGAAAGCAUGUGUGCGUGUGAGUGAGAUGUGGACGGCCAGCUGUGUAGAUGAAGUGUGUGAAGCACAUACCAUUACAGAAAGGAGCUUCGUCAUGGGCUGGCCAACUUACAACUGCGUGGCUACAUUUAGCACUUCAGAAGAGAAGGAGAGAUGGCUUUCUCUCAUUGAAAGUUGCAUAAAAGAAGAGAAACAAUAUGAUGAUCCACAGAUAAUUCCACUGGAGAUAUUUUCAAAAGAUAUUGAAAACUGUGACCACGUAAAGACAAUUUCUGUCAGCAACACAGACUGCACUUCUGAUGUCAUUAGCACAGCACUGAAACAGUUUGGUCUGUCUGGUGUAAUAAAAGAUUAUCAGUUGUGGGUAUGUUCGAAGAAAGAUGAAACUCCAUACCCUUUAAUUGGUCAUGAGUUCCCCUACAGCAUUAAGAUAAGCCACAUGCGCUCUCUACAGCAAGAUGCAGUAACUUCAUCUCACCGACAGGAGGCCCUAUUGCCUAUGGAUUUAUACUGCCAGUUCUUUCUGAGGCCCAGACAAAUAAGCUGCACAAUCACAGGUGAACAGAAGGGGAGGAAGAGGAGGAUGUCUCUUAUUAGUUGGGCAUUAAAAAGAAGCUUCAGCAUUGAACAGGAUGUCCAUUCAGAAUCACCUGCCUCCUCUGGCCAUACCAUGACAUCAUCUGGUCAAUUGUUUGGUCAGCCACUCAGUAAUGUGAUAAAAGAUAACACACUGCCAUCACCCGUUGUGGACAUGCUGAUGUGUUUGUGCAGCCAUGGAGCUAUGACACCUGGAAUAUUACGGCGUUCUGCUGGAGUGAAAGCCUGUCGGGAGCUCCGAGAAAAACUGGAUUCUGGUCAUCAUGAAAGACCGCUGAAUGAAGAAUCUGUAUUUGUCACAGCUGCUGUGUUUAAGGAUUUCUUACGUAAUAUACCAGGCAGCUUGUUGUGUGAGGAGCUCUAUGAGCUGUGGCUCAGGGCAAUAGAGCAAGAUGGAGUGAAAGAAAGACGGAUGAUGGAGAUAAAGCAGCUACAGGAAGUUCAGAGGCUUCUUCAGCUCUUGCCUAUGGAAAAUCUGCUGUUGCUAAGACAUGUCAUUGCUAUGCUGCAUCAAAUCCAGCUCAAUGCAGAGCACAACCAGAUGAACUCUUAUAAUCUGGCAGUGUGUAUAGCACCUAGCUGUCUCUGGAAUAGCUAUCUGCAAUCUCAGGAAGAGGAUGCCAAAAAGGUGUGUGACCUUAUGCAUUUUUUGAUUGACAACUGCCAUGUACUGUUUGGGACCGACAUUAUAACCCUAUUAAAGGAUUUAACUGAAGACAGCAGAAGCAAGUUUGGAUCAGUUGGGUCUUUACAGCAGAUGUCAGACUCGGGUUAUGACAGUCUUAAGAACGAAGUGAACACUGAAACAGAAGACAUUUUAGGGGCCGUCCCUCUUAAAGACAGUCGCAGUAUGGACUCACUCAUUUCAAGUGACUAUGACCUUGAUUGCCCAGAUGAUGAGCUGGAGACAGACUCCACCCACCCAAUGGUACAAAGCAGUAACGUUCAGCAUCGAGCCCUUGAAUUGCAGCGAGACUCUGUAACUGGAUACGCUUUAAAGACUCAUGUGCAUGAAGAGGAUCUAAAAAGAGGAAAAUGUGAUAAGGUUGAGAUACCUGCAGGUGAAUUAAAUGAAAAUGUGUUGGAACAAAGGUUUCAACAACUCAAGCUUGCGUCUGGAAAAGAUGAAGCUGGUCAGCAAACUCCACCUUCCGUGUUUCGUCACAACACAAGCGAUUAUUUAAAAUCCUCCCUCAGGAUUUUCCAUUCUCCUCAGAAUUUUUCACCGAAAUCGUAUUGGCUUCGCCGGAAAAGUGCAGACUACCAAUAUCCACUCACUGAUGGCACUCAUUUUGAAAGGGAUGUACUAAAUAAAUCAUCUCUUUCCAAGACCAAAAGUCCUCCUUCUUAUCAGGUUGACUUAACAAACCUAAACCGAAAAGUCCCAGAGACUCUCACACAAGUGAGAGCUACAGGGAAACCACUUAAGGAAAUAAACCUGUUGUACAAGGGGCCUGGAAACAGCCCUUCAGAAGAUCACCAGAUGUUCCAUACUCGUGAAAACUUCAAACAUGCUGGACAUGACUCUACCUGUAUGAAAUUCAAGGCAAAAGAAAAGGCCACACUACCAGAGAGUAUGUUUUAUGGACAGAGCCGUAAGUUAACAGUGCACAGGUUCAGGGAAGAGAAUCCACCAAUAAAUGCAGACUGUAAGGCUGACAGCCACUCUGGGAAGAAACGGACGUUUAAAGGCUCUGAUGCUUUAAAUCUGAAAAGCGAGAAGGUUGCUGAGAUCCAAGCUGUUGGGAGAAGCCAUAGGCUCAGACGUUGCAGUAGCAGCCAGUGGGUUGGUGAGCUGGGGUUUCAUUCUGAGGAGUCUUAUGUUUAAAACUGCACACA